Triticum aestivum (bread wheat) is the source of this 3232-nucleotide messenger RNA. RefSeq names its product phytosulfokine receptor 2. The transcript is spliced from 3 exons. The record is from RefSeq and is a predicted model, not a curated record. Bases 522 to 2759 code for a protein of 745 amino acids. Lineage: Eukaryota; Viridiplantae; Streptophyta; Magnoliopsida; Poales; Poaceae. Gene Ontology annotation, molecular function: protein binding.
GCAUUGGGGGAUAGCGUGCUUAUCUGUUCGCGAACAGAACCAACCCAGCGUCGUACCUCCCGUCUCGACGAACGGCGGCGGCGCCCAUCCCGGCCGCCUCCACACCGAGCCCCCGCGGCCGGCGUGCCUGCACCCAAGAUCCUCCCGCCUCGUCUCCACCCCAAGAUCCAGCGGCCGACGCCACCUUCCCGCCCCGCCGGAGCUCUCCAGCAACCGGCGGCACGUUCCCGCCCCGCCAGAGCUCUCCAGAGACCGGCGCCACCCUCCUACCCCGCCUCCACCAUGAUCUCCGGCGACCGGCGUGCCUCCACCCCGAGCUUUGCCGCCCGGCGCAGUUAGAGCUCCCAGAGGACCAGACCACCUUCUUGGUUUAUGUUCUUUUAUCAGGCUUUCUGGACAAGGAUGCCGCCAAGUUUUGCAAGAAAGGUGUGAGUUUAGCCUGGGAUUCUUUUACAAGUACUUCCAAAUUGUUCAUGCCCGUCAGAAUCAUCUUAUAGUUUCGCCGCCACCUCUCACCAAAGAUGGGAGGCUACUACUGCUUGUUCCCCUGCUUGCUCAUCUGCUUUCUGCUCCACACACAUGGCAGCCACUCCCUGAACCAGACAUGCAACUCCACUGACCUGGAGGCGCUUCUCGCUUUUUCCAGCGGCUUGGAUAGGAAAGUCAGCAGGCUUGUUGGAUGGGGUCCCAACGAUGCAGCGUGCUGUUCCUGGACCGGCGUCUCUUGUGAUCUGGGGAGAGUUGUUGGGUUGAAUCUCUUCAGCAAGAACCUUCAUGGCGGCAUCUCAUCCGCGAUCACCUUGCUUGAUGGCCUUGUGACUCUAAACCUCUCCUGCAACUCUCUCCGUGGCCAGCCACCAGAGGAUCUAGGCCGGUUAGCAAGGAUGCGGAUUCUCGACCUCAGCAUGAACAUGCUCUCCGGCGCGUUCCCGACGAGUGAACAUGGUUUCCCGGCAAUUGAGGUGCUGAAUGUAUCCUUCAACCAAUUCAAGGGACCGCACCCUGUGUUCCCUGGCGCGAUGAAUCUGAUGGUUCUUGAUAUCUCGAGCAAUGCCUUCUCUGGUGCCAUCAACACCACAGCACUCUGUGUUGCGCCGGUCAAGGCCUUGCGAUUUUCUGGGAAUGAGUUCACCGGUGAGAUCCGCGCCGGGUUCGGCCGGUGCAAGAUGCUUACUGAGCUCUCUAUUGACAGCAGUGGCCUUACUGGGAAACUCCCCAGGGAUCUUUACACGAUAUCAGAGUUGAGGAGGCUGAGCUUACGAGAUAAUCAGUUCUCUGGUAGUCUCGGCGAGGACCUGGGUAACUUCUCUCAGCUUAUGCAUAUUGAUCUUUCAUAUAACAUGUUCUCUGGUGUCAUCCCUGAUGUGUUUGAAGGUCUGAGGAGGCUGGAGUUCUUAAGCUUGGCCUCAAAUUUGUUGACUGGCACAUUGCCUGCUUCCCUGUCAAGCUGCAAAAUGCUGCGAGUGAUCAACCUAAGGAACAACUCGCUGUCGGGCAAGAUCGCCAUUGACUUCCGUUUACUGCCAAGGUUAAACAUUCUGGAUGCAGGGACCAAUAGAUUGAGUGGUCCUAUACCUCGAGAUCUCAUGUGGUGCACUAAGUUGAGGACACUGAACCUUGGAAGGAACCUGCUUGAUGGGGAGAUACCAGAGAGCUUUAAGCAUUUGCGAUCCCUAUUAUUCCUCUCGCUUGCUGGUAAUGACUUAACGGACUUGUCAUCGGCAUUACGAGUCUUGCAGCACCUGCCCAAACUGACAACGUUGGUGCUUACCCGGAGCUUCCGUGGUGGUCAGACAAUGCCAAUGGACAGCAUCAGUGGGUUCAAGAGCUUGCAGGUGCUUGUUCUUGCAAACUGUGCACUCUCAGGCAUGAUCCAGCCUUGGCUGCAGAACUCAAAAAACCUGAGAGUGCUGGACAUUUCGUGGAACAAAUUGAGUGGACCGAUCCCACCAUGGUUAGGCAAUCUGAAUAAUCUCUUCUAUAUCGAUCUGUCAAGAAACUCGUUUAGUGGGGAGCUUCCUGAGAGCUUUACACAGAUGAAGGGUUUAAUUUCGAGUGCUUAUUCAAGUGAGCAUGCAUCAAUAGAAGACCUCCCAUUAUUCAUCAAAAAGAAUCCAGCUGGCAAUAGUUUGCAGUACAACCGUGUGGUCAGCUUCCCACCAUCGCUGAUCCUCUCUAAUAAUUUGCUUGCUGGGCCAGUCUUGCCUGGCCUUGGCCAUCUUGUGUAUCUUCAUGUACUGGACUUGAGCUGGAACAAGUUCUCAGGGGGCAUUCCUGAUGAGUUAUCAAGCUUGGAAAUCUUGGAAGAGCUAAAUUUAACCCACAAUGAUCUCAGUGGGAGCAUACCAACAUCUCUAACAAAGUUGUCAUUUCUCUCCAAGUUUGAUGUCUCGUACAACAACCUGACUGGAGAUAUCCCAACAGGGGGCCAAUUUUCCACAUUCACAGAUGAGAGUUUCGUGGGCAAUGAUGCACUAUGCCUUCGUCGGAAUGGCCCCUGCUUCGGAAAGGCUUCAUUUGAAGGAACAGAAAAUGAUGGCACCGAUACCAUAUCCACAAUGCCCGCAAUGACAUACAUCAUCGCAGAAGCGGGAUUCGCUUUCGGGCUUUUGACCGUCUGUAACAUACUGUUCUUCGCAAGGGCUUGGAGGGCCGCUUAUUUUCUGGCGGUUGACAGGUUCUUUGAUAUGCUCUACGUCAUAAUAAUGGUGAAGGUGAACAAGCUCAGAAGAAAAUGGGAGGAUAAAGAGCAUCCUUAGAACAAGUCAUGAAUGGCUCCUUGCGGGUUCUAUCUUGGUGACUUGUGUGCACAUGUUUUCUUUUAACUUUAUAAGUUGUCUCCUUUUUCUCAGCUUAUAGUGUCUUCCUUGCUACCGCCUCAGGUGUCAUUAGGUGGAUAGAUUCAGUAUCAGGUAUCAUAUGGUUAGAUCUGGAGUUCCCCUUCAUGCUGAGGACAAUAUUAUUUUGUGAUAUGUGUUGUUACAACUAAAUUUAUGAACUGUAUGGUGGAAGCUAAUCUAAAGACUGUCUGCUGUUCUCUGCGUGGAGCAUUACAAUCUGAGGACAAUAUUUCGGUUUCUUUCUGUUAAAUCUUUUUUUUUAGUUUCUCUGUACUGCUGCUGGUAUUUCGGUUUGUUUUACUGUAAGUGCGACUGUUGCUUAGGCUAGUUCUAGUUUCAGCAAGGCUUUUGGUCCUCGUGAGCAGGCAAAAGAAAAGGAAAUGUUGUGUCAA